AUGAACUCCUUCUCGUUUGCACUCGGUCGCAGGUUAUGGCGCCAAAAACAAUCACCCUUUCGAUCUAUCAGAUCAUCGGGUUUCACGACCCUUGACCCAACCAAGAAGAUCGAAGAGGAGCGGAUGCCUUCUCAUAAGGGAAACGGCUUCUAUCCUGUUCAACUAGGAGAUAGCUUCGAUGCCAGAUACCAAGUUAUCAACAAGUUGGGCUUUGGAGCGAACUCAACUGUUUGGUUUUGCCGCGAUGUCCAGGUGAAUCGAGAGGUCGAAGUUCUAAAGCACCUUUCCACAAUGAAAUCGAAGCACAUUAGGAGUGGUCUUGUUCGUACUAUGCUUGAUGCUUUCGAAAUAGAAGGACCCAAGGGCAAAAAUCAACGCAUUGUCUUCGAACCGCUUUUGACCAGUGUGUCGCAUUUCAGGCGACCAUGGAUCCACCAAACUUUCUUCAUUCUGAGGCCGAGGCUAUUCACACCGGCAAGUUCCUUCCCCUUUCCAUCACGCCCUCCUAAGUCAUCACGUGGUUUUGAAGUGUUAAUCUUUUAUGUUAUAUGUAUAGAUAUUCAGGCAAAGAAUAUCAUGAUUGGCACUAGUGACAGUUCGAUUUUUACCGACUGGGAGAAAUUGGAACGGGGGAAGCCAUGCCCCCGCAAAGUUGUUGAUGGACACACUAUCUACGAAUCUCAAUCUUUCAGCCGUCGAGACAAGGCCCAGAGCAAAUACGGGCUGCCGGUCCUUUCCGAUUUCGGUGAAGCUCGAAUUGGGAAAGUACACUGUGGCCUCAUCCAACCGGAUUUAUACAGAGCCUCUGAGGUCAUACUUGGGAUAGAGUGGGCAUCAAAAGUCGACAUCUGGAAUGUGGGAACACUGGUAUGGGAUUUAUUUGAAGAUGGUCAAUUAUUCGAUGGUAGAGGGCCCGACAAACAGCAUUCGGACGGACAUCUAGCUGAAAUGACAGCAAUUCUCGGCCCUCCGCCGGAAUGUUUUCCGCGGAAGUCCCCAAACAGUCAAGAAUAUUGGGAUCAAUCUGGUAUUUCAGUCCCCAAUUUUGCCUACGUGGUUAUUCCAGGCAUAUUUAACACAAACAUAGGUCAAUGGAGGGGACAACCAAGUAUCCCUGACAUCUCGCUAGAAGAUCUGGAGGACUACCUUGAAGGUGAAAACAAGGAUCUUUUCCUACAGUUCAUGAGAAAAAUGCUGCAGUGGGAUCCAGAUGACAGACAAAGUGCUUCUGAUCUUCUAAGCGACCCUUGGCUUAAUAGCCCUUAA
Penicillium mononematosum is the source of this 1266-nucleotide messenger RNA. Its product is annotated as putative protein kinase. Gene Ontology annotation, biological process: regulation of mRNA processing; protein phosphorylation; spliceosomal complex assembly. The record is from RefSeq and is a predicted model, not a curated record. Bases 1 to 1266 code for a protein of 421 amino acids. Gene Ontology annotation, molecular function: protein kinase activity; ATP binding. The transcript has 4 exons. Lineage: Eukaryota; Fungi; Ascomycota; Eurotiomycetes; Eurotiales; Aspergillaceae.